AUGAUAAUACUUAUUCCGAUUAAUGUAACUGGGAGCAGUGUCGAAUAUUCUGCAACUGGUUUAGAUAAGCUUAGCUUAUCAAACAUUUCGAGGUCUAAGGUCUAUCGAUUAAAUGCUCAUUUUAUAAUGAGUUUAAUCACAAUUGGCUUUUUUCAAUGGUUGCUAUUAUAUGAAUUACAAACUUUUGUGAAAAUUAGACAAUCCUUUUUACUCUCGAAAAGUCACAGAAAUUCUGUUCUUUCGAAAACUAUAUUAAUAUCAAAUGUACCACCUCAUUUGCAAGACUUGGAUGUACUUUGUGAUUUAUUCGAGACAGUUCCUGGUGGGAUUGAAAAUAUUUGGUACUUGUAUGACUAUAGAGAUAUUUUAGAGUUAGUGGAAGAAGCAAAGGAAGCAUUAAAUUUUUUAGAGGAAGCAGAACUAUCGUGCUUGAAGAGCACUUUGUUGAAAUAUGGGAAAGAGUACAAAAAAAAUACUACCAACAUUCCCGAACAAUUAGGAGUAAUUGAUAAUAACCCUGAAAAUAUGAGAGAUAGUCUUGGGUUCAAAGCUAAUUCGAAGAAUCCAAAAUUUUACCCUCCGAUAUACUUCAAAUCCAUAAAAAUACCUAAAAUUGAGCGAUAUUUCAGGCUAAGAUUUCCUGGUUUUUUUAGAAUCAUAUUUCUCGAAAAAAGGGUAUCAGUUAUUGAUUGGUGUAUUAAUACUUUAAACACUAAACAGGGCUUGAUAGAUAAAAAAAAAUUCGCCUUAACAACUGGUCUGUUAAAAAAGCAUAAUAAGUUAUUUGUUGAAUUCCAAUCUCAAAAGGGAGCCUAUAUAGCUCAUCAAUGUUUGCUUUCUCAGAUUCAAGGAAAUCUAGAUCUGACGUUAAUCGAAAUUCACCCAAAAGAUAUUCUUUGGGACAAUAUGGCUCGUAAUAACACUAUUGCUUGUUUGAUUGAAAAAUAUUUUGUCAGUCUUAUAUUUAUAAGUGUAAUCCUAUUGUAUGUUAUUCCAGUCUCAUUUAUUGGAUUAGUCUCUCAAGUUCCUUUGCUCACGAAGUUGAUCCCAAGCUUAAAAUGGAUUUAUAAAUUUCCCGAAGAGGCUAGAGACACUAUCUCAAGCAUUUUACCUUCGCUUCUUCUUGCUGUAUUAACGGAUAUAGUUCUAAUAGUUUUCAGAUUCUUGACAUAUUUCAAAGGCAUGUUAUCAGGAGCUGAUUUAGAACUAAAUUUACAACAAUGGUACUUCGCUUUUCUAUUCGUGCAACAAUUUUUAGUUGUUACUAUCCUGUCAAGUAUUACUGUUAUCUUUAAACAAAUUGUUGAUCAACCAACAUCAAUCCCAGUUCUUUUAGCAACUAAUUUACCAAAAGCGGCAACUUUUUUUUUUCAGUAUAUUACGUUAAAAGCAUUUGCUUUUUGCGGCAAUAAUUUUUUGCGAAUAGGACCCUUAUUGUUACACUUGACGGUGCAUAAGAUAAAAGAUAAAACUCCCCGACAAAAAUUUAACCGUAUUACUAACUUAUUAAGAAUUAGGUGGGGUUCCAUAUAUCCAGUAUAUUCGGUAUUUGCUUCUAUUGGCAUAUGUUACUGCGUUAUUUCUCCGUUGAUUGCUAUAUUCGUCAUUUUCAUUCUUUCAUUGCUGUUACUUUACUACAAAUAUGCAUUAAAAUACAUAUACAAUCGCACCAAUGAGUCAGAUACUAAAGGAAAGCAUUAUCCCAUAGCAUUAUUACAUUUAUAUACUGGAAUCUAUUGUUUAGAAUGUUGCUUGAUUGGUAUUUUCUUUCUACUGAAAAAUGAAAACGAUACUUGUCCGAUGGUUAUACAAGGCUGGGUUAUGUGUAUUGUCUUAUUGGCAACAAUUUUUGGAAAUAUAACUAUAUACAACAGAUAUGUGAAGCACUUCUCGUAUUUACCAAUAUUAUCCGAUAAAAAAUUCCGGGACCCAGCUGUUAUUGCAAAUUUGAAAGAAAACCCAAACAACAUCCAUACACUACACGAGGAAAAAAAACUGCCCAAUGAAGAUUACCUGAACCGCAAGUUAUUAUUUCUCCAUCCUGCCUUCAAGUAUGAGAAACCUAAACUUUGGCUACCCGAAGAUCCACUUAAUUUAGGCAUAGAUCGAAUAAGAGUUAUUGAGUCACAGAUAGACGGUUUGGAAGGAGGAAGUACAAGUGGUGCCAAAAUAGAAUUCAGCAACAACAUGAAAAUAAACAUGAAGAUAACAAAUGCUCCUCCAGACUAUAAAUAA
Debaryomyces fabryi is the source of this 2235-nucleotide messenger RNA. It is a transcript of the gene SPO75, whose product is annotated as Spo75p. Gene Ontology annotation, cellular component: plasma membrane. The transcript has a single exon. The coding region runs from base 1 to 2235 and encodes 744 amino acids. Gene Ontology annotation, molecular function: calcium-activated cation channel activity. The record is from RefSeq and is a predicted model, not a curated record. Lineage: Eukaryota; Fungi; Ascomycota; Pichiomycetes; Serinales; Debaryomycetaceae.